Messenger RNA from Aphanomyces invadans, 2723 nucleotides. RefSeq lists its product as hypothetical. Gene Ontology annotation, biological process: chloride transport; transmembrane transport. The transcript has 23 exons. NCBI's taxonomy places the organism in Eukaryota, Oomycota, Saprolegniomycetes, Saprolegniales, Verrucalvaceae. The coding region runs from base 76 to 2451 and encodes 791 amino acids. Gene Ontology annotation, cellular component: membrane. Gene Ontology annotation, molecular function: voltage-gated chloride channel activity. The record is from RefSeq and is a predicted model, not a curated record.
GCCGUUUGAUUGACAUUCCAUAAAGUUGGGUGAAUUCCAUCAAAGAAGUAGGGUGGGGAAGCGGGAGCGACGGCCAUGUCGCUGCGUCCGAACGAAUCUACCAAGGGCAUCUCGUCCAGCUGCAACAAUCGCAAGUCUGCGUUGCAUUUCUCGGCUGUGAAUGAGGUUGGGUCGCCAGUGCUUCGAGAUGACCACGAUGAAAUGAUGUGGGAAAGGCCAGCAGUGCCUGUGCAACCCUUCGAGUUCAACAAUGUUGCUGGUCGCUUGCGCUCUCGACGAAAUAGCAUGAAGAUGCUCCGAUCCACGUCGUAUUCGGGCCAAACGUAUGGAACAUCAGGAGAUUUCGACGACAAUGAUGCCAACAAGGACAUUACGUUUGACGGCGACUACCACUCGGUGUACAUAUCGCCAGCUCCCAAAGGGUGGAGGGGAAUUCUGGUUCUUAUGGAAAGUCCGGUCUUGCUCGUGAGCAUCGGAAUCUUUGCGGCACUGAUGGGGCUCUGGCUAGAUGCGAUCAUCUUGCGCGUGACCAUGUUCCACCAAGAGCUGGCGGGUCUCGGAUUCAUUGCCUUUCUGCUGUUUUCCCUCGUGGUCGGGGGCAUGGGGACGGUGCUGGUUCAUUUUGUGUGCCCUCAAGCCGCGGGCUCUGGGCUACCACAGAUGAAGGUUGCUUUGUCAGGCGUCGACAUGCGCGAGUUCUUGAGCCCGACAUGUCUCUUGGUCAAGAUGGCCGGCCUGGUAUCGGCAUAUGCUGCUGGGCUCAGUAUUGGGAAAGAAGGGCCGUUCAUCAUGAUGUCAUGCUGCUUCGCAGAUAUCCUCAUGCAGAUGGGCUACUUUCGCCGAAUAUACGAAGACUCGUCCAAGCGACUUGAAAUGCUGUCGUGUGCAUGUGCAGCGGGGGUCGCAGCGACAUUUGGGACUCCAUUUGGCGGUGUCUUGUUCUCGGUCGAAGUCACUGCAUCGUUUUACAUGGUGCGGAACCUGCCACGGUCGUUUUUUGCCGCUUUGGCAGGGGCCGUCACGAUUGCGUUUCUCGUGACGAAUGGUCAGUAUGGCCUCUUCGAUCGGUCUGCUGGGUUGGGGCUCACCGAAACCAACUUUACCAAGGUUUUCACAUACAUUGACGGUGGGAUUUUCGUCUUCAUCGGGGUCGUCUCUGGUGUGCUCGGGGCCGUGUUCAUUUGGAUCAUUUCGGUUUUGGUCCGCGUGCGAGACACUUGGUUCUUGUCGUUGAGCGGCCCGCCACUCUUGUACAAGCGUAUCAUUGUCGUGCUGGUUGUGACCGUAAUUGCCAAUAUUUCCUACUUUUACGGGGACCCUGCAUGGUUUCUGCACCACGGGUCUCCUCAAAAAAUCAUCGAUACGCUGUUCACGCAGUCGCCGACUCGAGAAGACGGCGCAAUGUUGGCUCGGUCUCUGCUCACGUUUCUACCACUGAAGUAUUUCAUGACGAUUGUGUGUGUCGUCGUGCCUCUUCCGGCGGGUAUUUUCACGCCGACAUUUGUCAUUGGGGGAAUCUUUGGGCGCUUGGUCGGCGAAGCGAUUGUCGUCACGCAGGUCGUUCCGACCAAGUUUGAGCCGUAUGAAUUCGCCAUCAUCGGCGCCGCGGCGUUUUCAUCGGGGGUCACUCGUGCGAUUUCGACGGCUGUCAUCAUCAUGGAGAUCAGCCACAACGGGUACCUAACCAUACCAGUCUCAAUCGCGAUUCUUUCGGCCUACUUUACGGGCGGCCGAUUCAUUGAGAACGUAUACGACGUAUUGAUCACGACGUCUCGGCUGCCUCGCCUGAAGAAGCUUCCCAAGGCCGCAUAUGACAUUCCAACCUGGGAAGUCAUGAAGACUGUCGAUAGAAUCGACUACCUCAGUGCCGAUAUCACGUAUCGACAGGCUCACGACAUGCUGACGGCGUCGCACGAGCCCGUCUUUCCCAUCGUGGACAAUAUCGAGUCGAUGCAAUUGGUUGGUGCGGUCACUCGCAGCCGCCUCCAAGAAGCCGUCGACUACUGCAAGGGCAAAGCAGAGGAAGUGUUCCACGAUGGUAAGCAGACUUCGCAAAAGAGUCUGCUCGACUGGCGCGUUCAGUUCGCCUAUCGUCGCGGCGGCCACGUCUUGUCGUUGGACGACAACACGGGAUGCUCUCGAACGAAGUUGACGGUACUGAUGAACCCCAGUCCAUUCCAAGUGGUCGAAAUGACCCCCAUGCAACGAGUUGACGCGGUAUUUCGCAUGCUCAAGCUCAACAAUGCGUACGUCACGCAGACUGGGAAAUUGGUGGGGGUCAUUUCACGGGCGAGAUUGAUGCGAUUUCUCGGCACGGCAACGAAGUAUCGUAUUCCUGGCGUGUUAAGGCACCUAUCGCACAUCUUUUGCAACAUCUACCCCGACGAAAAGCACGACGACAGGGAGUUGAAGGACGAACCCAACGCAGACGACUACGUGCCGAUUCCGUAGAUUGUCUCUCCUCCUUAUAGAUGAAGGGGUGACGACAAAUACGAUGGUUUCUUCAACUUGCAGUGUCGUGCAGUCGGCAAGCAUGCUCCUAAGCAUGGUCAUAUCAGUGGCAGUCUCAGUCGAGCGAAAGGUCGCUGUUGCGAUGUGAUUCGAAAUGGCCCACAUCGCAACAGCCAACUUGGCAACGGAGUAUUUCCUGAGUCUGCUCACUCUGAUGAAGGUGCUUCGGCUGCUGCAUGCAGACGCGCCGACGCAUUGUCGGUACAGUGGCG